GCAACUACAGUACCCGAAUCCGACUCGAAAAGUCCGCCGCUUGACUUGAGGAAGUCGAAGUGGGUCCUCUCCAUAAUGGUGACUUGUUAACCCAUCCAUCACUCCAUCCAUCCAUCCAUCCAUCGGUCGGUCGGUCGGUCGGUAACCUCCCCCCGCCCAACCUCCUCUCGAUUGGCCCGUCUCUGUCCGUUCCCAUUGUGACUGCGGACUGAUCCACCGGUGGGCACUUGAUCAUCUUCAUCGCAUCUUCAUAGGCCCGUGAGGCUGGGUGCGCCAUGGUCUUGACCCUGGAAGUGGACGCUAAACGCGUCAAGCGCCUCGAAAAAUUCAUGAGUGACCCCGCCUACAAAGACUACCUGGAGCAAGCCACGGCCUUUAACCGCAAACUCAACGAGGAGCGCAAGAUGCGCAUUCCCUACAUCGAUGGCCAAACGGGCGUGGCUCAGCGGCACUACCACAACCAGCCACACGCCCGCCAGCGCAUGCCACCCACCUCCGCUCGCCGUCCCGGUCAAGUCCUGGCUUACCCGCAAAAGCCUUGGCGUAAACGCUCCUACCAGUAUCUCAAAUUCUUCUUAGCUCCCCGUCGGGGCGGACCCCUGGGCGCGUUGGCGGGCGGACCCGCGGCCGGUGGCCUGGCCGGCGGCUUGGAGGCCAGCGGUCUACCCGGCGCCGGGUUGGGCCUGCCGGGUGGUGUCAGUGGCGGCCCGGGCUUCGAUCCCGACGCCGAAAUGCACACCAUCAGUCAGAUCGAGAACCCCACGCUCAACGACGAAUCCAAUCACUCCUCGGUCGGUAAAUCCAUGGGCGGGGCCGACGACCAUGCCAAACCGGAAUGGUAUUACGAGGAUGAUUUCGAAGGUGAAGGCCCCGAGGAUUUCAACUCGGAUUCGGACUUUGAAUACGAAGACUAUGGCAGCAAGAAGAAGAAAGGCAAGGGCAAAGCCAAAGGCAAGAGUGCUUCCUCGUCUUCGUCAUCCAUGGGAAACUCAGGGGUGUCGAAAGGUGGGACCCCUUCCAAACGCAGGACCCACGCCGAUAACAUCCCCGAUUCUGAGAAGCCGUUCUCGUGCGAACUGUGUGGGGCUCGUUAUAAGACCCGACCUGGUCUGACGUACCAUUACAAAAAUUCACACAAAGAUUUUGAUCGAAGCACGCUGAAUAUUCAGCCGAAUAACCUCGGCGGCGGGAGCGGUGGGACGUCGGGCUCAAGCGGGGGGAUGUCCUCGCAUUCCAACCAUGCCCCCCACCACCACAAUACCAACAGCAACAGCAGCACUGGUAGCAACAGCAACCAUCAUCAUCCUCUGCAACAACAGUCCCACGCUCCUCCUCAUGUUUCCUCUCAUGCUCCCUCGCACCAUCAUCUCCAGCAGCAGCAACAGCAUCAACAACACUCUGCCAUGAUGAUGGAUGACAAUGCCAUGCACCAUGGCGACCAGCCCGGCCCCGCCCCCACUUUCACCACGCUCGGAGCGCCCGUCCCAUCCAUGUCUGCGGGCAACAGCCUCAGUGGCAUGGGCUCUCUGGAGCGGGCGAGUAAUAGCUCGCUGACGCCCCCUUCAACCCCUGGGGGUGCAGGCGGUGGGGUUCCCGGGGGACAGCACGAUCAGUCGUCGAUGGAUGGAUCAGGUCCCAGCCGAGGCGGAUCUGCUCGAAAAGCAGCCACCGUGGCAGCCGCUGCCUUUCGCGAGACCAGCAACGACAUGUACUCAGGUGGUUCUAUGACCACGGUUCAGACGCCCCCAGAUCACAUGGCAGCGCAUCGUAACAACAAGACCAUGAGUGGCAAGGACCGGGCCCCUUCCCUAGGGUAUUGUGACUUUUGCUUGGGCGAUGCCACCGAGAACAAGAAGACCACACAGCCCGAAGAAUUGGUCUCUUGCGCCGAGUGCGGAAGAUCAGGUCACCCGACUUGCCUCCAAUUCUCGCCCAAUAUGUUGGUGUCGGUGAAGGAGUACCCUUGGCAAUGCAUCGAGUGCAAGUGCUGCACGUUGUGCGGCACCUCCGAGAACGACGAUCAACUCCUGUUCUGCGACGAUUGCGAUCGUGGUUACCAUAUGUACUGUCUCAUUCCACCCAUCAAGGAACCUCCCGAAGGAUCUUGGUCGUGCAAGCUCUGUUUAGAACGUUUCCACCGGAAAUGAGUUCUAUGACGAAGCCCCGUGAUCCUGGGAUCACAAUGGUGUACUGUAUAUUGUUCAGUGAAAGGGACGAGCUUGGAUUAUUUGUCAAUAAAUUGUUCCGAAUGUUU
Tigriopus californicus is the source of this 2254-nucleotide messenger RNA. It is a transcript of the gene d4, whose product is annotated as zinc finger protein ubi-d4-like. Lineage: Eukaryota; Metazoa; Arthropoda; Copepoda; Harpacticoida; Harpacticidae. The coding region runs from base 276 to 2147 and encodes 623 amino acids. The transcript has 7 exons. The record is from RefSeq and is a predicted model, not a curated record.